GAGAAGGUGCCUGGGCCUGAACAUCCAAAUACACUGGACAGCAUCAACAAUUUUGGCAAUGUCCUUCACAGCCAGGGCAAGUAUGAGGAGGCUGAGGCAAUGCAUCGACGGGCCCUGCAAGGCAGAGAGAAGGUGCUUGGGCCUAAACAUCCAGAUACACUGAUGAGCAUCAACAACAUUGGCAGUGUCCUUCAGAGCCAGGGCAAGUAUGAGGAGGCUGAGGCAAUGCAUCAACGGGCCCUGCAAGGCAGUAAGAAGGUGCUUCGGCCUGAGCAUUGA
This is a messenger RNA of Aspergillus ruber CBS 135680, 279 nucleotides long. RefSeq names its product tetratricopeptide repeat protein. The transcript has a single exon. Gene Ontology annotation, biological process: microtubule-based movement. Gene Ontology annotation, molecular function: kinesin binding. The record is from RefSeq and is a predicted model, not a curated record. Lineage: Eukaryota; Fungi; Ascomycota; Eurotiomycetes; Eurotiales; Aspergillaceae. The annotation marks the transcript as partial. Gene Ontology annotation, cellular component: membrane-bounded organelle; kinesin complex; cytoplasm.